Molecule: messenger RNA, 387 nt
Organism: Lachnellula hyalina
Lineage: Eukaryota; Fungi; Ascomycota; Leotiomycetes; Helotiales; Lachnaceae
Exons: 3
Source: RefSeq, a predicted model, not a curated record
AAACAGAAACCCCCCAACGUCACAAUCGCCAUGUUCGCAUCCACGUUUCGCUGGCUGCAGCGCAAGAGAUACCAAUAUGAGGUCACAUUCUCCCUAUACAUGUUGACACCGACCGAAAAAUUCAUCUUCAAUUCCUUCCUCUUCCUCUUCUUCAGCAUGAUUAUAAUCGCCAUGACGCUCUACCUCCCGCAACACAUCGCCUUCCUCACCAACCGCGCCUGGUUCUACUACAACGGCGAAGAGAGCGCGAAGCUGGCUGGUGUGGGCGUGAACUCCGUGCUUGAUAGUGCUACGAGUUCGGUGCUGGUUGAGAAGGUUAAGGAGACGGUUGCCGUGGCUGCGAAUGCUGCUGGCUCGUCGAUUAUAGGGGCCACGAAGGAGUUAUGA